Messenger RNA from Trichoderma asperellum CBS 433.97, 2147 nucleotides. The record is from RefSeq and is a predicted model, not a curated record. Lineage: Eukaryota; Fungi; Ascomycota; Sordariomycetes; Hypocreales; Hypocreaceae.
GGGGGAGAGCUUAAAGGUAUUCACAAACCCUGGUCAAAUCUUAACCGGCUGCAUAUAACAGGCCAUAUUCCGAUUUUGAUUUCAUUUGAGCCCCAUUAGAGACACGGCCGCAGUCUUCCUAAAUUGGACAACGAAUCACCCACCUCGAUAUCCGCAUUCUGCUUUCCUGUCCGCCGGAGGGGCUCUGAGAAGCAGGAUGCCUCACGCCUUGUCGAUGGCCUCAACCGGGCUUCAAGCCCUCAUUCUCUGUGGGCCCGGGUCUUCGUUCCCUACGUUCACCUCCAAUCCAGAUGAGAACCCCAAAGCUCUGCUCCCCAUCGCCAACCGCCCUAUGGUGUGGUAUCCUAUUGACUUCUGUCUCCGCACUGGCAUCACAAACAUAACUCUCAUCUGCCCUCCAUCGGCUUCAAAAGCAUUGACAGCCGCUCUAAACACCAAUCCCUAUCUGACGGCGCUGCCUCUGCCACGGCCAGACGUCUUGGCUCCUGCUGACCUUGACCAGAAUACUGGUACAGCUGAAAUCUUGCGGCUGCCCGAGAUCAGGAAGCUAGUGGUUGGCGAUUUUGUUGUUCUACCUUGCGAUCUCGUUUGCGAGCUUGCUGGCGAGCAGCUGCUCCAAGCAUGGAUGGUUAAAUCCGCCAGCCUCACGGGCCUCCUAGGGACACGGCAGCUCUCAAACGGCCACCAGAGCAGAUACAGCGGAGGUCUUGGCGUAUGGUAUGACACAAAAGCCAGCGCCCCAGUCAAAGGCGAAGAGACAGACUUCAUCUCCACGGCUCCUCUACCCUCUUCCCCAACUGUCUCUCCGAAAGGAUCCAUCUUUCCAAACGUAUCAAAACUAGUUUACUCUAUGCCCACGGAUUCCUUCAACGAUCUCACCGAGGAAAGAAAAGCCAUUCCAAUCCGGCACGGUCUGAUGAAGGCUAACCCUCGAGUUCGCAUGUACACGAAUCACAGAGACGCGCAUAUCUACAUUUUCCCUCGAUGGAUCCUGGAUUUUAUCAAAAAGAAUGAACGCUUGGAGAGCAUUGGUGAGGACGUGAUAGGCUGGUGGGCCAAGGCCGGAUGGCAGUCUGGCCUGGCGGAAAAGCUCCAGUUCGGCGAGGUUCUGCGCAGCGGCGAUGAUGACGGCGAGGAAAAUGAAUCUGUUGGUGGCCGCUCAUCUCCCACUGAGUCCACCCCUGACAACCAGGACAACUCAAAGGCGGCCACUUCAACAAAUACCACUACGGAUGACAAGAACGGACUUACAGCAACGACAUCAGCAUUUGAGCCCCCAUCUAUCCUUGCCUACAUUCACUCCCACAAGGAGGGAGCAACAGGUUCAAUAGUCCGCCGCGUUGAUACGGCACAGCUCCUUUUGGCUGUUUCUUUACAGCUAGCGAAGCUACCUUCUCUAGAGGAAGCAGACGCCGAAUCCGUGUCGCCCUUUGCGCACCCUAGGAAAGUCGCUUACCCCGAGGGUGUGAAGCCUCGUACUACCAUCACGAAGCAAGACAGUCUUAUCGGCGAAAACGUUACCGUUGAAGAGAAGACGUCCAUCAAAGAGACCGUUAUUGGGGCUGGUUGCCAAAUCAACGAAGGAGCCAAGCUGUCUCAGUGUCUUCUCAUGGAAGGCGUUGUUGUUGGAAAGGGAUGCAAACUCACAAGAUGUAUCCUUGGUAAGAGGUGUAUCAUUGGUGCUGGUUCCGUUCUCACAGACUGUGAGGUGCAGGAGAACCUUAUUGUCGAGCCACGGACCGAGGACAAGGAUAACAAGCUCAUGAGCUCUGAGGGUCUCGAGGCCACAGAGGCGGAAAUGGAAGAGGUCCUCAAUGAGAUGGACGAAGAGGUAGCCGCAACAGGGGAAGAUCUGGAUUUGGAAUAAGGUGUCAAAAGUUGGCUAUAGAAAAAAAAAAUAAAGUGAAAAUUUGUCUAUUUUGAUGAGUGCUGGCCUACGCGUUGACGAAGCGGUACACAUAUCUUCACUCGUCUUGAUCCGUUCUGUCGCGGCAGAGUUGCACACCACAAGAUAGAAUAACACAGGCAGCGUCGAUCAAAGCUCGCGCCAGUAUUAUCGCAGAGCCAUAAAACAGCUACACCAUAAUCCCAAACCUACCCUAGAAUAGCAAAUUCCAGUUUGUAAACUUACCUACAACUUGCUGCCU